Molecule: messenger RNA, 1464 nt
Organism: Mustela lutreola (European mink)
Lineage: Eukaryota; Metazoa; Chordata; Mammalia; Carnivora; Mustelidae
Gene: REC114
Product: REC114 meiotic recombination protein
Exons: 6
Coding region: 4-837 (277 amino acids)
Source: RefSeq, a predicted model, not a curated record
GGCAUGGGCCCGCUCGCUGCGCACGUCCGGAAGCCGGACAUGGCGGAGGCGGGAAAAGAGCCCGCAGGCCUAGCGUUCCCAGGAGGAGGUGCAACCCAGUGGCCUCUGCAGCGCUAUGGCCGCUUCAUGCCCUCGGGUACCGGAGAGCCGCCUGGGCUUGGUCAGGACGUUGGGGCAGCGUCUUCCCCCACAUGGAAGGUUUUUGACUCCAGUGAAGAAUCUGGGUAUCUUGUUCUCACCAUCGUUAUAUCAGGUCAUUUCUUCAUUUCCCAAGGACAGACACUGCUGGAAGGGUUUUCACUCGUUGGUAGCAAGAACUGGUUGAAGAUUGUGAGACGCAUGGAUUGUCUGUUAUUUGGAACAACAAUAAAGAACAAGAGCCGGAUGUUCCGGGUGCAGUUUAGUGGAGGGUCCAAGGAGCAGGCGCUGGAACACUGCUGCAGCUGUGUGCAGAAGCUGGCCCAGUACGUGCCGGUGCAGGUGCCCGACCCAGUGGGCCAGGAGCUCCCACCGAGUCCCGGCCCACUGACGGCGGGUGAAAGCCGAGGGGACUGUGUGCAGCAUGUGCCCCUGCAGCAGGGGCCACCCCAGAAGCCAGAGAAGCCGCAGCCAUGUGGACCGGCCAGCACGAGUGUUUCCGGAGGAAGGAUCUCAGUGAGUCGGUUAGCUCAGUCUCUCCUGGUGUCAGGGGAGCGGCUCCCGGUCUGCGAACAAUCUGCGUGGGACGCAGAAGAGUUAGGCCCCUUUCUACGCUUGUGCCUCAUGGAUCAGAAUUUUCCCGCGUUUGUGGAAGAGGUGGAAAAGGAACUCAAAAAGCUGACAGGGUUGAGAAAUUAACACUCCAACAAAGGAAGCUGAAAGCACUGAAAAAGUGCUUCCUCCUAAGAUUAGAUACAAGAAUAAAGAAUAUUAUUCCGGGGGGCACCUGGGUGGCGCAGUGGGUUAAAGCCUCUGCCUUCGGCUCAGGUCAUGAUCUCAGGGUCCUGGGAUCGAGUCCCGCAUCAGGAUCUCUGCUCAGCAGGGAGCCUGCUUCCUCCUCUCUCUCUCUGCCUGCCUCUCUGCCUGCUUGUGAUCUCUCUCUCUGUCAAAUAAAUAAAUAAAAUAUUAAAAAAAAGAGAAUAUUAUUCCGAACACCUUUUAUCAAUGUUUUAUUUUUAAAAACAGGUGAAUCCACUUUUUUAUACAUCAUUGCACUUCAACACAAAACACAAGUACAUGCAUCUAUGGUUACACACCGCAUGAGAACCCUGCCGGGCAAGAAAAUCUACACUCAACCGUUAAAGCAAUGUGAAAAAUACAGUGUCAACCCCGGAGGAGAACGAGUUGCAUAGAAUACCAUGCGAGAACAUUUCAAGGUCAUUGAAAACAAAAGGUAAAUUAUAAAAGUUUGCCUUAAUUGAAUGUACAAUAAGGUUCAACACAUCAGUGCAAAAGGAUUUAAGAAUUUACAUGGUUUAACAAAAA